AUUUGAGUGCCAGAGCACAUAAUUUUCCCAGCGACAGAGGGAGGGAGUGAUCUCUCUUUUUCUUUCGUUUUUUUGGGUAAACUGAGGAAGUGAUCUCUUCUGUGCCCUUCUUCUCCUCCCACCGAUUCACCAGGGAGCGUGCACGCAGAGAGAGAGAGAGAGAGAUGGCGAGGAGACCGGACGAGGAGUACGAUUACCUGUUCAAGGUGGUGUUAAUCGGCGACUCAGGCGUGGGCAAAUCCAACCUCCUCUCCCGAUUCACCCGCAACGAGUUCUGCCUCGAGUCCAAAUCCACCAUCGGCGUCGAAUUCGCCACCCGCACCCUCCAAGUUGAGGGUAGAACUGUGAAGGCUCAGAUAUGGGACACAGCAGGACAAGAGCGAUACAGAGCAAUCACUAGUGCCUACUAUAGGGGUGCAUUGGGAGCUCUCUUGGUUUACGAUGUGACGAAACCAACAACCUUUGAAAAUGUCAGCCGGUGGUUGAAGGAGCUGAGGGACCACGCGGACGCCAACAUUGUCAUCAUGCUUAUAGGGAACAAGACCGAUUUGAAGCAUCUCAGAGCAGUUGCCACAGAGGAUGCCCAAGGCUAUGCUGAGAAAGAAGGGCUCUCGUUCAUUGAAACAUCAGCUCUGGAAGCAACAAAUGUGGAGAAGUCUUUCCAAAUGAUUCUCUCAGAGAUAUACCGGAUAAUUAGCAAGAAGUCGCUUGCUUCAGAGGAUUCGGUGCCUGCUAGCAUAAAAGAGGGGAAAACUCUUGUUGUUGGAGGUUCUGAAGCUAAUACAAAGAAGGCUUGCUGCUCUUCGUCUUAAAGGUUGCUAUUUUUUAGUUGAAAUUUCAUUCCCAUUAAUAUUCCCUUAUCCCCAUUUUGGUUUCUUUUUGAUGGAACUAUGUUUAUGAAUCUCAUUUUUCUUUAAAUUUCGUAUUUGUACUUAUAUUUGGGCUAACGUUGUCAGAACGGUCAAGGGUUCUUUUGUGAAUGCAUUUGCAUGAGAUACGUUUGCACUUU
Rhododendron vialii is the source of this 1009-nucleotide messenger RNA. RefSeq names its product ras-related protein RABA2a. Lineage: Eukaryota; Viridiplantae; Streptophyta; Magnoliopsida; Ericales; Ericaceae. Gene Ontology annotation, molecular function: GTPase activity; GTP binding. The coding region runs from base 165 to 812 and encodes 215 amino acids. The record is from RefSeq and is a predicted model, not a curated record. Gene Ontology annotation, cellular component: endosome. The transcript has 3 exons.